Messenger RNA from Opisthorchis viverrini, 3578 nucleotides. RefSeq lists its product as hypothetical. The record is from RefSeq and is a predicted model, not a curated record. Bases 1 to 3477 code for a protein of 1158 amino acids. Gene Ontology annotation, cellular component: non-motile cilium; sperm midpiece. The transcript has 18 exons. Lineage: Eukaryota; Metazoa; Platyhelminthes; Trematoda; Opisthorchiida; Opisthorchiidae. Gene Ontology annotation, biological process: positive regulation of flagellated sperm motility.
AUGAGUCCACAUCUGAUAGUGGAGCAUCUGGAAGAGACUCCAGAAGAUGAUUCUGACCCGAUUCUGCAAGUUUCAGUUGCCAAACGAUUUGUCAUUGCCUUACGCGGCCUUGGAAAACGUACGGAGAAGCGACUUUGGACUGUUUUUGUCAGACCUUCAACCACUGACCAACCAGGCAUAAGCGACUCCUUACGUGCCACGGAGACACUCCCCAGUGUAGCUCAAUGGAUUUCUGAGGUACGCAAACUGUCACACUACGGUACGGUUCAGUCUCUUGGUGAUUACAAAAUACGGUUAAGCGAGUUAAAGGCAUUGGCCAGUCUCCUCAGGACGUGUGCCGAAUUUACAAUUCGCGAUUCAGAUACGUACCAUACAGCGCUUUCGGAAAUUAUUCGUCUUUGUGAACACCCAUUCCUGAAGGAACGCAGUUCGGACUUACAUGUCUACCGAGAACAGAGCAUAGAAUUUAUUUCCCAUUUGGGCUAUUUGUUAUGUGGCGGCAAUGAGAAAAUUCAGUUGAGUAUAUGCCAUGUCUUGGAAGAACUUUACGAAUCAACUGAAGCGAGAAUACAAGAAACACCAGAUGAGUUUGUCCAGCGUGUGUCCCCAGAUUUCCUUCGUUCCACUAUUGAGAACAGCGAUGUGAUUGAAUAUAUAUUCAAGCUACAUGUCGAAAUGCUGAACUUCAGUCAGCUGAGAUUUACCACACUGCGCUUGAUACGUAAAUUGGCAAAAAAUUCAGCCGACUGUUCCAGACGUCUGAUUAGUUUGAAUGCACCGAAGUUUAUUUGUGUGUCAAUGUGUACUCCGGCAUUUUUCAACGAACUGGUAUCCAGUUCUGUUGAAGUAAUCUGGAACAUAAUUGACCACCCAUACGACAAUAUGCAGACUGUUUCAGAUUGGGUCACCCAAAUGGGAGAACCGCAGUGCCUGUUGCAAAUUCGGGAUGCUUUAUUCAAUCUUCUGGCUCAAGGACACUCUCAAGUUUGCCGAAGCAUUCGCAAUGACCUGCUGACUUUACUGAUACUUGUGAUGAAACUGGCUGCAACUGCAAACGUUUCAGACAAGCCACCGCUAGCCAAACUGGGGAUUGUAAAGCAACUCGCUCAUCUGGUGACUUACGAACACAUAAAAUGCGUCAACCCUUUAUUCAAGAACCUACGGCUAUCUCCAAACAACGAAAACUUUGAUUUAAAGAAACUGUUGUUCUUGUUUCUGACCAAUUUGACAGAAGAUUCGUGUGCAGUGAAAAUUCUGUCCGAAACACAGGUGAUCGACGCCUUGCUUGACUGGGCUUACCCGACUUCAAAAAUUAGAGUCUCUGAUUUGGACGAAGAAGUUAACCAGAGAGAAGAAAACCACAGUAAAAACGAAAUUAAUCUAGAAACUGGAUCGACAGACAGCGCUUCCGCAGAAAACACCUCACAAAAUGAUCCAUCUGGCAGCGUUAAACUUAGUGAACUGUCGAUCGAUGAAUCACCAAGAAAGUCGCUUAGCAUAUGCAACGCAAGACUGGAUGCCAUUGCUCAGUGGCCAGUCGCAUUCAUGGAAGAGCUGCAGUUGCACGCUUUGGAUGCCAUGUCUAUAUUGUGUCCAAUAUUACCGGAUGAUUUUCUGCUGUACGACGGACCGAACCGGGUGGCAACUUUGCUCAAUUGGUGUCAGACUGCAGGCGAUUUUGUUGGACAAGGUAACAGCUUCCAUGGAUCCGGCGGACGUCAUACUAGACGCGCUCAAAUGCGGUACACCUUGCGUUUGAUUCGAAGUUUAAUUGUCGCCAAAGACGAGAGAAUUAUUAAAGUACGUUGUGAUGCACUAUGUAUCCACAACAUCAUUAAAAUUGCUUUACCUUAUUCCGUAAACUUCUUACACUCGCCUAUCACCUCACUCCUCGGUGCUUUUCAGAGUUUUAUUGGCCAGGACCUCGUACACUUACUGGUUUCUGGUAACCCUCUCCGAUCUUCUUGGCGCGGUAGAGCAGUUCAGCAAGGACAGCGAGGGGAAGGAUGUCAAACUUCCAGGCUGUCGAAAGAAGAUGACUUUGAAGUGGACGACAUUGAUCUGGAAAUACAGUCAGACAUUCUGUUUAUACUGGCAAGAAUUUGUGAAGAUAAUAUGCAGCAAAAGGAACUAUUCGGAAAUGAGGGCACGGAUAUGUUGCUCUUGACACUAAGCUCGUUACCCCAGAGGCUCAAGAAACUUGAGGGCCAGGGUGUCCUUUGUAAUUCAUUUUCGAACAAUCACAGCGAUGUCGACAACAGCCUCUUGAUUUCAAACCAUCCAGUGGUAAAACUGGCUAUUAUGCUUGUGGAUGCAAUUUGGUGCUGCGUUAUUAGAUGUCCCGAAUCGGAAGCGUUCUUUGUGUCCAACCAAGGCUUGAGGAUGCUGCUCGAUUUAUUAGAGUGGUACCCUAACGAAAUAUGCAGUCAGUUGCUGGGAUGUCUGGUUGACUUGACUGAAAACCCGCAGUAUGUGCCUCGACUUUUGGCUUGGUGCGGUUGUAGGCCGCUCUGCAGUGAUGAUCGAAAAAACGAAUGCAACUUUAAUUUCCAGUCGCAGGCGGUUUGCAAGCAUGCUCUGAGAAAUGGGAAUGCUACCGGUAUUAGUCAAUUUACCUCAGCGGCCUGUGGACCAACCCUUCCAAUGUUAUUGUGCAACCUAUGGCGCUGGCUGGAACCCGAGCCCUUUUGCUUACAAUGUGAGCCAGGUAGUGAAUUGGAGAGUUCACCAGAUCUGGAUAGUCAAAAAAGUCGAGAUUCAUCAUGCACUGCUCCGACUUCAGCAGGACACGAUAGGCUCCGAAUUAACAUUUACGCGCUGUUUACAAGAAUGGGGUUCCAGGACCACGAAAAUUUAUCAACUCAAGAUCGAGACCACGAAAAUUUAUCAACUCAAGAUCGAGUGACUAUGUGCAGAAUUGAGCGAUAUUUCCACAUAAAGAAUGCUGAAGUACGGGAAUCAAUGCUGAACGAAAUGGAGGUCGAAGGGUUGCGUCCGACUACACCAGAUGCAGAGGUAUUGCAACACCUGCGACACUGGGGAAUACGCCAGUACGAGGCAAUACUUGAAGCGCAACGUACGCGAGCUCAACGGCAUGGCUUCUUGGCAGAGUACUUCAAAAGAACUUCGAAUAUAAACUACCUAAAGGAAGCCAGGUUGAAACAGCGAAGUGCUAUUGAAGCGUCACGCAUGGGGUUCUCUUCGAAAUGGGGGUUACAGCAAAAUGGUGGUGAGACGGCAUCUGACUCCACUGAUACUGGUACGGUCAAAGAUGAUGUGAACAAGAUUUCAACAAAUUACCCCCGAACUGAAUGUGUAGAUGGGGUGAUCAAUCAUAACACUGAUAUUUCAGGAACAAACGUGACGGCCUUUGUUUCGAAAAUGGUGACCGUGGAAUCCACGCCAGCGGAGCUUUUCCACAGACCGAACAAGUUGGAAGCAGAAAUUCUCGAGGCUAUUGCCCAAAUGAGUUCAUAAUGUGAAAGCAAUAUUAAGAUUCACAAUUCAUCAUGCUGCACCCUGGAAUUCAUACUACAGUAUUUGGACUAUGAAAUCGUUAUUUCAGAACAAAGAACAUC